GGGUUGCUGCCAAUAGGCCCCCCCCGCUAGUGUGGGCCUGCUCUUUUGACGGAUCCCGGCUGCUACGCGCUGCAGCAUGGCGCCCAAUCCAGCUGUUCCAGCGGGGUGCGCUUGGCUCGUCCUGACUCUUGCGACAAUUGCGAUCGCGACGACGUCCAGGGGCCCAGCAGCCUCUCCUUCAGCUGCUUGCUCCAGCGCAACUCAAGCAUGCACCGUUGCGGAGCUAGAAUCGGUCUGCACUUCCCAAACUUGGGAGGAUGCUUCAACCCAAUUCAUCCCAGCGCAUGACAGCUCAUCGCGUGACCGCCGGGAACCACUCCGCAGUGGCCCUGCUACAGUGACCUGUCCACUUCCGACGAGCCGUAUCACUGCAUCGUCGAAUUGGCGGAGCUGCUGCACAAUUGGUUCGGCCCUCGACGUCAUUGGCCCGCUCUCUUGUACCGUUUUCGGCAGCGCCAACGGCGCCGGCAUCCAGUUUCUUGAUGGCCCCUGUGUUGGGUGGUACGAAGAUCUCAACAUCUCCUCGUUGCCCGAUCAAUGCAUCACUUAUCUUGCAAAACUGAAUCAACUUGAGCUCACCUUUCCUCCCCUCGUCGAUGCCGAUGUCUGGACCGUUCUUCCUUCACUCGUCAACAUUUCCUCACUCACCAUCAGCGGCGGGGUGGUGCAGCUGGAGACUGCCGGCUGGACAGGAUCGCAGAUUUCAACGCUUGACCUGAGCAACAACGCUCUUGGUGUCCUUCUUCCUAAUGCCUGGGACAUGCUCCCGAACUUGCGCACCAUGGAUUUGAGUGGCAACAACAUGUACGCCUUCAGCCCCACGAUGUUCCAAUCCUCGACCUUGUUACUCAACUUGGACCUGUCCAACAAUGCGCUUCAACGCCUUCCACCUUGGACGGCCCAACAGCAUGCUCUCAUCAGCCUCGAACUUGCGCACAAUUACUUGACGACGCUCAGUGCCGACGUUUUACCCGCUGCCCCCGACCUGCGCUCCAUCACCCUGCACCACAACAACCUGGCUUCCCUCGAACCCGACACAUUUGCCCACAUGCUUCAGAUACAACGACUGGAUUUGUCGUACAACGCCCUUACCGCCAUCAGCUUGGAGUGGUUUGCCCAUCAACAAGAACUCAAUCAAAUUGACCUUUCCUUCAAUGCCAUCACGUCUCUCCCCAACGUCGGCUUGACCAACACGGCCUUGACCUCAAUGGCCUUGACCGACAACAGUCUGACCAUUCUACCGCCGCUCUUAUUGGCCAAGCUGAACCUAAACGUGCUGGCUCUAGACAACAACCAGCUGACCGUGCUCCCCGACACGUUGACCGCUCUGAGCCUCAAUACCUUCUCAGCCGCCAAUAAUCUCCUGACCACACUACCCAAUGGGUUUUUCAGCAGCAACAACCUGCAAGAACUCUCUCUCAACAACAACCGCAUUGCCAGCCUCGACAACGCCGUGCACUCGGGCUCUGCCACCAUCAACGCGAUCCCCUUGCUUGACGUCUCACACAACCUUUUGACCACAAUCCCACCCGCACUUCUUGGAAGCGCAUCCAACAUUGUCAAACUCAACGACAACCGUCUGACUGAGCUGCACCCGAGCAGCACACCCGACAGCAUGACGUCGCUGGAUGUAAGCGAAAAUGCGCUGACAACCCUUGACGAACGACUUUGGUCUGCGCAGAGUAUGCUACAGUUUGCAAACCUGGGCUUCAACCAGAUCACCCACCUGCCAGCAUUGCCAACGAGCUGCUCGCUCGCUAUGCUUAGUCUCAACGACAACCCCCUGCAAGGCUGGCCCGCUGGCCUUGACAACUGCAGCCUUGUCCAGCUCAACAUUAGCAAUACCCACCUCACGCUCACCCAACGUCAAGCCGCCAUCUUGGCUAACGUGAACAACUUGCAAGCGUUCAAUAUUGACGUGGACAUGAACGUCAUCAGCGCCAUGCCUUUUCUGGACAGUUUGGUGCUGGGUGGAACCUUUCUUUGUCCACGCGGUGGGGUGCUGCACCUUGAAUUGCCACCGACCGUCACGUACCUUGCUCUCACCGAUACCAAAUGCGAGGUGAUUAGCAUCGAUGCGCCAGGCCUUCGUGAUCUUGAUCUCUCUGGCAACUCCGAUAUGUAUGAGGCCACCGUCAAGGGCCCCAACCUGAUCACCACCGUUCAACUACUCCGAUGCAACAGUCUUACUCAGUUGAACAUGCCCGCCAUUGCAGAGCUCUCGCUCUCCGACUUUCCCGCUGGGUUUACCGAUGCGCUUUGCCUCUACCAAGGCUCAUCCAUUCUGCGGCUACAAGCGAUGCAGGCCAACACGAGCACCAUGGAUGCAUUUUCAAAGCUUUUGCUGCGAUGUGGUGAAGUCGUGGGCCAGCUUGAUCUCAGCAAUAAUCCGUGGUUGGACGACGUCGAGAUUUUCCGAGCUGCUUUACAACGCCCAUAUGUGGUGAAUGCCGACACCAACCUUCUGGGGCCGGAUGGCCAAGUACAUCUAACGUUCCAGGCCACUGCCGUCAUGAAUCGUCCCUCAGCGCUCCAGCUCUACUUGGCAGGCCUGCCUGUGCAGUGCUUGACAAGGGGUCAUUUUGCCACGGCUCGGCUCCUCAACGGCAACUCACAACCCGUGGCAAUUCAUCAGUAUGAAUGCUCAUGUGCCCCUGGAUAUGCGCAGUCCGGGACACGAUGCGUGUCCAAGACGCCAUUUCUGGCCACGGCUGCUGGCGUCGUCACCGUAGUGGCCAGCACUCUGGCUGUCACAGCCUGUUUGAUGGCUCUUGUCCUCUAUGGUCGACGAUACAUGAACCUACGCGGCGAGCUCCACGAAGCCUACGACGACCUGGACAUUCAUCAACAACUGCUUGCCGAGAAGGAAGACGAAGUGGUCCGGCUCAAAAAGGCUUGGGAGAUUGAAGCAUCGGAACUUGACUUGGACGGGCGCCUUGAUCUCGAGUCGCCUGGGGCCUCUGGUGAGGUGCAUUCCGGCACUUGGGGCAACGUGCGCGUGGCCGUGAAGGUGCUGCGCGCAUCGUUGGCACAGUUUGACGAGCGCAGCCGCGAAGAAUUCGAGAGUGAAGUGGCAUUCCUGCAAAAGACGCGUCACCCAAACUUGGUGCGCUUCUUUGGCGCUGGCACGCUUUCGAGCGGCUGUCCUUUUUUGGUCCUCGAAUUGGUUGAAUUAGGCUCGUAUCAAAAGUUCUUGCGCAACAGCCUGGGCCCAGACCUUGAUUUUGCGAUCCGGCUAAGAAUCUUGGUGGACGUGUGUCGCGGUGUUGGCUUCCUGCACUCUUUGGGACUCAUCCAUCGCGAUCUCAAGCCUGCCAUCUCUUCAACCGGACUAUACGCCGCGCACCUUCACCGUUUUUUUCUGGUCAUGGAUGAUGUAGGCAACAUUCUUAUCGACCGCAUUCGCGGGGACCUGAUUGCCAAAGUGACCGACUUUGGUACGCUCCGCACGCUCAUGGAUACAAGCAUGCCCAUGGCAGAGCGUCGGGCUGAGCUAAAGAGGCAGCGCCAGGCCGCUCGCGGUGACCACUCCAACACCAGCAGUGGCAUCGAUGCAAUAGACUUGUCACGAAGUGGAGGAGCGCUUUCUCAAGCAAGUGCCGCUCCUUCAGACCCGGCAUCCUCGCGCACGCUGACGGCUGCUGUAGGCACACCUCUGUAUUGCGCGCCAGAGGUCCUUCGUGGUGACGAGUACCAUCUACCUGCUGACAUGUACAGCUUUGGGGUGACCAUGUGGGAGACAGCCACACGUGCGCUGCCUGAUUUGCUUGCACUUACCUACGGCGACCAAACACCCUCCGGUCCCUUCCUUUCUACUCUUUUGCGCACCAUUGAAGAGGGGCAUCAACUCAUCUUGGAUCCCGAGAUGGAUGUGCCAGAUGGCUAUGCCGAUUUAAUGGAACGAUGCCUCCAGCGCGAUCCGGCGUUGCGGCCCACCUGUGAGGAGACCCGUCACACGUUGGAGCGCCUUGUUGCCGCACUUCAUCCCGAAGACGAUGUGGAGGUGUGAUCAUGCCUCGAAGCUUCAGCAAG
Monosiga brevicollis MX1 is the source of this 4032-nucleotide messenger RNA. RefSeq lists its product as uncharacterized. The coding region runs from base 77 to 4009 and encodes 1310 amino acids. The record is from RefSeq and is a predicted model, not a curated record. Gene Ontology annotation, biological process: protein phosphorylation. The transcript is spliced from 4 exons. Gene Ontology annotation, molecular function: protein binding; ATP binding; protein kinase activity. NCBI's taxonomy places the organism in Eukaryota, Choanoflagellata, Craspedida, Salpingoecidae.